Molecule: messenger RNA, 1527 nt
Organism: Procambarus clarkii (red swamp crayfish)
Lineage: Eukaryota; Metazoa; Arthropoda; Malacostraca; Decapoda; Cambaridae
Source: RefSeq, a predicted model, not a curated record
AGAGUUGCUGAAUUCAGCCUAGUGUCCAGGUCUCCACCAUACCCCCACGCUACUCUCACACUACUGAAGCCUACAGGAUGCGAGUUCUUCUGGUGACACUGCUGCUGGGCGGCGCGCUCGGGGCUUCAGUCGAGAGACCUCGAAGGCAGCUCUUUGGCAACAGCAUUGAUCUUCAGUCGUCCUUGUCGUAUUUACCGCCAAAGGAAGCAGAAAACUGCCAGCCGUCUGUAAUCUACAGCACUCAAGUUCAGUAUUCCACAGUGGUCGUGCCAUCUACUGUAUAUGUAAGUGACGUACAAUACGUCACCCAGACAUCUGUACGCACUCAGCAGGUCUACACCACCGUCUACUCCGAGAUCGUCAGAACCCAAGUGGUGCCGUCCAUCCAGUACCAGACAGUGACCGUCACCCGUACCCAGGACAACGUCCGCACACAGGUCAUCACUCUACCUCCCCAGGUCAACUACGUCACACGGACGCAACAAGUCGUCAGCACACAGGUUCAAUACCAGACCGUAUACUCGACCCGCAUUCAGCAAAUACCAUCAACAGUUACCAGGACUGUAGUUUCUACACAGGUGGUUCCUCAGCAGGUAAUCAGCACAGUCUACCAGACCCAGUAUGUGACCAGCACCGUGCAGCUUCCUGGAAAGACCCGCACCAUAGACAGUACCCAGUACAGCACCAUCUACUCCACCGUGGUGGUGCCCGCUCAGGACGUGUACAGUACAACACAAGUUAUCAGGACCAACGUCGUCACCCAGACCAUCACCCAGCCAGGCCAGACUAAGUACAUCACUUCCACCCAGGUGGUUCCUGUCACCACCACCAUCUACUCCCAGGUGGUGGUCACCAACACCCAGACACAGUACGUGACCCGCACCCAGGUACAGCAGGUGGUCUCCACCUACUACAGUACACAGCAGGUGCCAGAGUACAUUACCAGGACCGUUACCGUUCCACAAGAAGUAGUGAGGACUCAGGUAUCAACACAGGUGGUGCCCACAACCAUCUACACCCAGCAGGUGGUCCCCUCUGUGGUCAACCUUCCCGCUCAGACCCAGUACAUCACCGUCACCAGAACCUCCGUCCGCACCCAGCAGCUGCCAGGCCAGACCCGCACCGAAUAUGACACCAGAACCAUCUACAACACCAACUACGUCACCUCCACCGUCUACAAUCCUCAGUACAAUACGGUGACGGCCACCAAGACUGUAGAGCCUGACUGUAACACCGGCUACAACUAUCCUGAGCCUGCUCGACCCUUCAACGCCCUCGGAUAAAGAGGCGAAAGGUGACCGCGAUUAAGUUAGCACCGAAGAAAUGAGAUAAAGAAUAGCAGAUAUUUGAAUUCUUGAACUCAUCGCUUCAAAAUGAAGAUAACACUAAGAAUAAUGUUGUAAGAAAAUACUUCAUGAAGUGCUGCUUUUGAACAUAGUGUUCAGGAAAAGGAGUAAUACUCUACCACCACUUUUAUACUAUAUACUAUUUUACGAUCAAUGUAUUUAAAUAAAAUUGUACACUGAA